Molecule: messenger RNA, 855 nt
Organism: Thermochaetoides thermophila DSM 1495
Lineage: Eukaryota; Fungi; Ascomycota; Sordariomycetes; Sordariales; Chaetomiaceae
Exons: 1
Coding region: 1-855 (284 amino acids)
Source: RefSeq, a predicted model, not a curated record
AUGUUGAGACGCACACUCACUCGUCUAAUGUCCCUCCAACACUCUCACUCCAUACCCAGCACAUCUUCCUCCUCCUCCUCCUCCUCCUCCUCCUCCUCCUCCUCCUCCUCCUCUUCCUCCUUCAGCAUCACCUCAACUUCAACCUCCUCUCCCUACUCAACUACCUCCUCGGACCUAACCCUCGAAACCCUUCGCAAAAUCACUCAAACUACGACCGUCCUCCCACCAGCCCCAACCUCCUGGCAAGAACCCUUCACGCCCUCCCCGCGCGUGGCAUCCUUUGCCGCGCAAAACAACCUCGCCUUCUCCAACGCGCUCCGCAUGUUCCCCGGCCAAAACGUGCAAUCCAUGCCCCUGCGCAUCUCCCUCUGCCCCAAACGCGCCUUCAACUUUUAUCAUCAGCGCUAUUUCGAGCAGUAUGAGCACCCCCUGACGGAAAAGACACUUCAUUUCUAUGAAGAGGAGAUGAAGAAAAAGCCUUUGUGGUGCUACGUGCACUGCUCGGGAGCGGAUGGGAGUAACACGGUAGUGCGGACGGCGGCGAGGCGAUAUUUGACGAAGGUGCUUGCGCAGGCGCUGGAGAGGGAGGGAUAUGAGUUGAGUGGGAGGAGUUUAAAGCCCGGGGAGAAGGAGUUGAGGGGGACGAUUCAGGUGGUUGUGACGGAGGGGAAAACGCUCUUGAAUAUGGAUGGGAAGAAGCUAGAGGAGUAUGUGGGUUUGUUGGUGAGGAAGGAUAUCGUGCCGCGGCUGUCGGGGAGGUUACAUCAGAUGAAUCAAGAGUAUGAGAGGGGAAAGAGGCAGCAACCGCGAGACCGACAGAGGAGCCAGCAGAGAGGGAACAGGCCGCAGCGGUAA